UAAUUCAUAGGAAAGCGACGCGAAAAAUAGGAGAAAUUUGCUCACUCGGGGUCCAUCAAAGAGAUCCGCAUCCGCCGACUCGCUGGGCAACGGGCAUCCCCGCCAUCUAUUAAUACCUUACCCGUAUCUAUUGCUUCAAAUUCCACAAUUUUAUUUCUUCUUUUUGUGCCUGUGCGUGUUGCGCAAAACCCUAGCUUUUUGCAACUCGAACAAAGCAUCGUUGAAUUUCAGCUUCGCUUUAGAAUGGCGGCUAAACCACUCUCAACUGAGGCGAUUGCACUUACAGAGAAGAAAAUGGACAUGACCCUAGAUGAUAUAAUCAGAAUGUCUAAAACUACUUCCAAGACUAAGAGGCAAAGAAGAGUUCCGAAUAAAAGCCAGAAAUUUUCAAAUGGUCUCGCCCAGGAUAAAUCUUCAAAGCUGCGACGCUUUAUGGAGUCAAGAUCAUCUGUUAGACAGGGAGUUCUUGCUAAGAGAAGAUCAAAUUUCCAGGAAAACCAAUUUCCUGUUGCAGCUGAGAUUGCACAAAAAGCUGCAGUUGCUCCUUUACGCAAUAGAGCUUCAAAUCGUAGUAGGGUGGCUAACCGGAAUAAAGCAAGGUUUGGAGUAGCAGCGGGUCAGAGAAGGGCUGCUAGUGGAAAUUUCGCAGUAAAGCCCCGGCCUUCUCAGCAGCAGCAGCAGCAGCAGCAGGAAUUGAAUGUGAUGCCUAAGCAGAGACAACAAACGUUGGAUUCACUGUUUGCAAACAUGAAGGAGCAAAGAAUGAGAGUUCAAUCAAGGCAGAAUCAUAACGUGCAGCGCAAUGGAGGAGGUGGUGGGCACAGGAUUCCCCCAUGGGGAAGGAGUCGCUUUGGCAACUAAUGUGUUGGCUUGGAUGGAAAUUUCGUGGUGUCAAUUCUGAAGCCCCUGAAUUGAUGCAUGUUGGAAUUUAAAGUGUGCAAAUGCAGACCUAGUUCUUUCUCUCUCUUUUUUUUAAUAUUUUUUUUUCCUUUUUUGGAUGUUCACUGUUUUUUCACUUGCAUGCUCUUUUGGCAGUCGCUUGCACGCCCAUUGUAUAGUUUUUUAAUCCCAGUAGCAUAGCGAGUGACUAUGAGAUACAUAUUUGUGGUUAAGAACGAAUAGUUAACAUGCAAUUUCCAGCUUCUUUAUUUUUAUAUUUUCAA
Messenger RNA from Prosopis cineraria, 1163 nucleotides. RefSeq lists its product as uncharacterized. Lineage: Eukaryota; Viridiplantae; Streptophyta; Magnoliopsida; Fabales; Fabaceae. The coding region runs from base 244 to 861 and encodes 205 amino acids. The record is from RefSeq and is a predicted model, not a curated record. The transcript has 7 exons.